Myripristis murdjan (pinecone soldierfish) is the source of this 7037-nucleotide messenger RNA. RefSeq names its product endophilin-A1-like. NCBI's taxonomy places the organism in Eukaryota, Metazoa, Chordata, Actinopteri, Holocentriformes, Holocentridae. Gene Ontology annotation, biological process: synaptic vesicle uncoating. The record is from RefSeq and is a predicted model, not a curated record. Gene Ontology annotation, cellular component: glutamatergic synapse; presynapse; cytoplasm. Gene Ontology annotation, molecular function: protein binding. The coding region runs from base 147 to 1202 and encodes 351 amino acids. The transcript is spliced from 9 exons.
CGCCAAAACCACGAAAACACACCGACGGACGCGGACAUUACAGCCCGUCGGCGCUUUUCUGCGGGAGGAUUUACCGACGUUUCUUUGGCCUCCGCUUCCUUCCGAUCAGCGCAUUUUGAGGGUUUUAUUCUCCCCCAAACGAAGGGAUGUCUGUUGCGGGCUUGAAAAAGCAGUUUCAUAAAGCCACCCAGAAAGUCAGUGAGAAGGUCGGAGGGGCAGAAGGAACCAAGCUUGAUGAUGACUUCAAGGAAAUGGAAAAGAAGGUGGACACCACCAGCAGAGCAGUGCUGGACAUCAUGACCAAAACCACAGAGUACCUACAGCCGAACCCAGCGUCCAGAGCCCGGCUGAGUAUGAUCAACACCAUGUCCAAGAUCCGCGGGCAGGAGAAAGGUCCGGGCUACCCGCAGGCCGAGACCGUCCUGGGCGACGCCAUGCAGAAGUUCGGACGGGAGCUGGGGGAGGAGUCCAGCUUCGGCCUGGUGCUGAUCGACGCCGGUGAGGCCAUGCGGGAGCUGGGCGAGGUGAAAGACGCUCUGGACAUGGAGGUCAAGCAGAACUUCAUCGACCCCCUGCAGAACCUCCACGACAAAGACCUCAAGGAGAUCCAGCAUCACCUGAAGAAGAUGGAGGGCCGGCGUCUGGACUUCGACUACAAGAAGAAACGCCAGGGGAAGGUCCAGGACGACGAGAUCAAACAGGCGCUGGAGAAGUUCGACGAGAGCAAAGAGAUCGCAGAGCAGAGCAUGUUCAACCUGCUGGAGAGCGAUAUAGAGCAGGUGAGCCAGCUGGCAGCGUUGGUCCAGGCCCAGUUGGAAUAUCACAGCCGCGCCGCCGAAAUCCUCCAACAGCUCUCCAGCAAGAUGGAGGACAGGAUAAAGGAGGCGUCCAGUAAACCGAGGAAGGAGUACGCUCCCAAACCCCGCAUGACUCUGGAGCUGCUGCCGCCCAGCGAGAGCCACAACGGGGGGCUGCACUCCGCCAAGUCCCCCGGGAAGUCACCAGCCCCCAUGGACCAGCCCUGUUGCCGGGCGCUCUACGACUUUGAACCAGAGAACGAGGGUGAGCUGGGCUUCAAAGAGGGUGACAUCAUCACCCUGACCAAUCAGAUUGACGACAACUGGUAUGAAGGCAUGAUCCAUGGCCAGUCGGGCUUCUUUCCCAUCAACUACGUGGAUAUCCUGGUCCCGCUUCCUCAUUAGGCUUCGCCGAAGGCCCAACCUCAUGCCCGCCCCAAUCCAACCAAUCCAAACACCCCGGAAGCAGCCUGUAUUUGCAUAAACAACAAACCACGCCCCCUUCUACUACUACUUCUGUGCUUCUGUGCGAUUCUGCUUUCACAAAAUGGACUGAAACAACUGCGAUGGUUUCCAAUGACAGGAGAUGAGACAAGACAGGAUGAUUGAUGUUUAGAAGGGAAGAUAAGCAACCGAGCGAGGAGGAUCUGAGUGUUGCAGAAAGAUACAGAAGAGAGGAGGAAGAGGGUGAUGGGAAGGGAAGAGAAGAUGAAGAGAUGACAGUGUGUUUCAGCACAGUGCUCAGCCAUGCAGCACCGGAUACCAGGGAAGAUUUGGAGACUUGUUAAGGCACAGUGUAUAUGUAUGUGCAUGUAUGUGUCUAUUCGUGCGUUUCGACCUAUUCUUACUCCGUCACGAUCAAGCCAGCACAGUUCCUGCUCGGCAGUUCAACUGUCCAACAGGUUGUUUUGGACCCAGUUUUCUUAAUUUCUCUCUCCUUCUUGCUGUCUUUCUCUGCCUUUUGAAGUUGUUCUGCCUUUUCUACUUUGACAUGCCUUCUUUUGCUGUUGCUUGUCGCUAGGUUUUUCAACAAUUGUCAUUUUCUUUUCAGGGUAUUUUUUUAUUUCUUUCCUUAUUUCUCUAGCUCUUCCUUUUAGCAUGGCUCCAUAUACAGAAAUCAAUGAUCCAAAGUUACAGAUAGUUAUUUAAUCUGCCCAUUUCUGUUUGAGUAUAACGCAUACCUGCUCCAAGCACUUGUUGUAAUGUACUCUGCCUUUUUCGGAGUCUGCAUCGAAACUCAGCAAAGUGGCUGCAUGCAUGAACUAGCCAUAUUAAACGUUGAGCGAUAAGACGCAAAUGAAAUUGAGGUUUCAAGAGUGUAUCACUGUGGUUGGAGGGAAGCUGUGCCAUCUGCAAUAAGUAGAUUUUUCAGAAAUGAAGAGAAGAAUGCUUACUCAUUUUGAUACCCAUUUGUCUAUGAAUAGAUACAAUGGGGAUUUUACUAGGAUUCAAGCGUCCAAAGAUCACGAAACUCCUCCCCACACAUACAUGUCAACUUUUAGUUCAGGUGCUGAAAAGAGAAAUUUGAGUCACUUAUGACUUACUUGACAGCAGUGCCCUGCUAACACAACCAGCACAGGCCAGUUGUUUUGAAGAAUUUUUUUGCCGGGCUGGUGAACAGAUAGGCCUAUAAAGAUUUCAGUGUUUUCUUUCUCUGUAUACUAUUCUGAGUUACCCAUUCAAAGUGUUUUGUAUGUACUGUGUGGAGUAGAUGCUUGCAGAUUUGUCUCAUCCGUUGCUUUUGCAUGCAGGUCCGUGUACAGCGGUAGCCAUUAUAAAAGUCCCAUAUUAUGUACCUUUGUUAUGUAUCUGCUUUUGAGGACUCUGAAUCAGAGCAUUUAUUCAAGUGAGGCAGUAGGAAGGGUUUUAGUGCCACGCUAAAGGGCACAACAAUGGGACCGCGUCAUGGUCGGUGGGCACACUGCCUGUUUUGCAUAAUUGCAGCAAUGAUGAGCAUUAAAACCGCCAUCCCUUCGCCAUCUCUCGCCCAGCUGUACCGAGUUAGUUCCAAACGUUCCAGAAUCUUGACCGUGUUCUUAGACCCUCGAAACAUGUCACAGUUUUCUAAAUUUUUGAGAAUGUUCCACCCUUGAGUCCACCAAACGUCACUAAACCUCAAGAUUGUUCAUAAGCUCAGAAGAAUCCCACAAUCUCUGCAGCACUCUAAAGCAUUCUCAGACUUCCUAGACACUCGAGAACCCUCAGACCCUUCGAGAAUUUGCAGAAUAUUUGAACAACCCGCAGCCCUCGUAAGCUCCUGUAAAACUGAAGAAUCUACUUUCUAAAGCAUUCUUAGGCCUUCUGGAAUGCUCAAGAAUGCUCAGAGGAUUCUGAAACCCUAAGACCCUUUGAGAAUUUGCAGAACGGCUGGGAACCUUCAGGACUGUUCUACUGAAUGACACAGACUCCCAACAUUAUUCAUAAACUUCGCAGUGUUCAAGAAUCUGUACAAGAUUCUAAAGCAUUCUCAGACUUCCUAGUCACUCUAGAAAGCUCAGACCGUUUGACAAUUUGCAGAAGGUUUGAAUGACCCACAACCCUGGCAGUGUUGGUAAGCUCCACAGGAUUGCAGAAUCUUUGCAACUUCCUAAAGCAUUCUCAGGUCUCCUGGACACUCUAGAACGCUCAGAGAAUACUGAAACCCUUAAACCAUUUGAGAAUUUGCAGAACGUUUGGGAACAUUCAGGAACAUUCUACUGAGCAUUCAUAAGCUCUGCAGCAUUGGGGAAGCUGUGUGACAUGCUGCAGCGUUCCCAGACUCCCGGGAUGCUCCAGAACACCCAGAGCAUCCUGAAACCCUCAGACAGUUUGAGAAUUCAUGGAGCGUUCAUGAAUGUUCCACUCAAAGUCGCAGAACCCUGAGAGCGUUCACAAGCUCGGGUGAGUUGUGGAAUCUCCACAACUUUCUAAAGCUUUCUAAAGCUCUCUCAGGCCUUCUGGACACUCGAACGCUAAGAACGUUCUGGAACCCAGAGACCAUUCGAGAGUUCGCAGAACAUUCAGGAACCCUCUGAAUGUGCCGCAGCUGCACCCUCUGGACAGGUCCUGCUGUGCAGCUGUGCAUGCAGGCUCACAUAUUUGAUAUUACAAAGAGUUCCUCUCAGUUAGUACGUGGUUUGUGUCGGUGGUGACUAUUCGCUGUGCUUGUUCCCUGUUGCAUGGCAGCACACAGCAGUAAUGGGACUUCUACAAUGGCUAUUCCUGUUGCUCCACCAAAGUGCGAUGUAUGUGUUUACGUGUAUCAGCAGUAUUCUGUAUAAAGCAGUACUGAAGAGCCUCCUCUGACGCCGACCUCAACAAAGACGUUGACGUCAUUUAUUGUUGAAGGCUCUUGUUAUUGAACGUUCAAUAUCACUGGUGUCAGACUAGAACUUUGUAAAUUAACUUUUAAUCAGUUAAGAUAAACCUUUAUUCCAGAUUGACUACCAUGUAUUUUUUGAAGUUUUAUUCUGGCUUUUUAGUGGAUUUCAUAGUUCUUACGGUGAUGAAACACAUUCUACCUGUAAAGGACUAAGGAAACCUUUAAUCCAAGUAAACACAUGAAAAUCGGUGAAACCAGAGUCACAGUGUUUUGCCAUUUAUGCAGAAUUUAUGAGGAAUCUGUUCCAGGAUGUGUCUGAUAUUCUGUUUAUCAAGAUGUCAUUGAUUUUUCUAUAUCGCAGCAACCAAGACACAGGCUGCAUGGAUGUAGCUUUAUGAUGUAUUUAUAUUGGCACUGUUUGCUAUCCUGCAAAAAAAAAAAAAAAAGGAAAAAAAAAUCCAACUUCACAAGUGAUUUGAUCUUGUGUUAAGUUUUGAAAAGAGGUUUCACAUUCUCCGAUCAGCUUGUUUCAAGAUUUUUCUUUUAAGCAAAUGUUAAUUGCUCUUGAAAUAAUGCAGGUCGCUCCAUUUAUACCAAGAUGAAAAAAAAAAAUCUAAAUUAAAAUACUCUUGCAGUGUUUAGAGAUCUGCUCAGGCGCGAGGAUGUAGUAUUAUAGUUCUGACUGGUUAGGGUUAGCGUUCCUGUGGUGCGGUGCAAUGCUUGGUUUAUGUAGAAUCCAUUGUACAUAUAGAAAAAAAAAAAGGAUAGUGUCAAAGAUUGGAUAAAGGGCCUGUGCUGUAUGUUCCUCUGCUCUGUGGUGCAAAAAGCAGGAGCUGAACUCGGUUUAAUUCUCAUAAACUGACACUCUAAUUUGCCGCACUAACAUUAUCCAAAUUAAAACAAGACUCAGACGGUUGGAUAUUUCCUGAAGCAGAGCCUGGGUGUCGCGCGCCGAGCAGAUCAUUUUGAUCCUCAUUAAAGCUGCUGCGUUGAACUUCAACGGGACGGGCCUAACGGUAAUGUGGCUAACUAGCUAGCCUUAUGCUUCACCUGCCUGUGCGUGUGCUUUGGUGAUGUCAUACAUGUGCGACAGCUGUUGUGGUGGCGACAUCAUCAGUAAAGUGCCAGGAAGCUACUGUAACCUUUUUUCGUUGUUGUUGUUGUUGUUAAGCAGAGAGUGUCUGUGACUAAAAAAGAAAAAAAAUAUAAGCAGUAUAUAUAUAUCAGCUUGAGGUAGAACAUGCACGACUGAAUCAGCUCCUAAAGCUAUGGCUCGGGGCCACAAACGGGGCCACGUCAUGCCUGUUUGUAGGGCCUUUCAUAAGAGUAAUAAGUAUUUAUCAGGUUUCCAGCUGAGGAUGAGAUAUUCCUACAAGUUUUUUCCUAAAGGCUGGAAAAAAGCUCAAGAAUCCUUUGUGAACGCUAUAAGGGUUCAGCAGUAAUAACAAUAACAAUAAUAAUGAUAAUAAUAAUAAAAAUAAUAAUAACAAAAUCAGGUCAGUUCUCUCAAUAAUCUCUCAACAAUCAACAGACAAUAAUCUUUCAAUACCAAGGCAAUAAGUGAGGAUGUAAUAAUGAAAUCAAACAUUUCAAUAAGACGAGGAGAUCAGUGGGAAGGAAAGCUGUUGAACUUUAGCUGUUCGUGUCAAUAUGACUGUGUUUAAAACUCACUCCCUGGCUCUCUGUCUGUCUGUCUAUCUAUCUAUCUAUCUAUCUAUCUAUCUAUCUAUCUAUCUAUCUAUCUAUCUAUCUACCUAUCUACCUAUCUAUAAUAGAAAGAGCUUUACCGGUAUAUGAUUCUCUUCCGUUACCAAAGCACAUGACAUGACUAACUUGAACUGUAACAACACCAGUAACCACAAACCAACUAACGCAAAUUAUAACUAGGAAUCUCUCUCUCUCUCUCUCUCUCUCUCUUUCCUUUCCUAUAAUCGUCCCAGGUUGUUUUAAAAAGAGAGGACGGGAGUCCAGCUGUUGUUUUUAUUUUAAUUUUGUUAUUUUCUCCCUCUUGUCUGUGGAUUCUGAGUCUGACAUCUGGUUUCUGAGUCCGCCUGUCAAAAGUCUGUGAGCUGCAUGCAACUGAACCGCUUUACGUCUGAGGAGGUUUUCGACGAAUUAAAAAAAAAAAAAAAAUGAAAAGAAAAAAGAAUAAAAAAACAGGACAGACCUGGGAGGUAAUGAUUUGUCCUGCUGGCUUUCUCUCUAACUUCAGUUCGCCUCUGUUUUCAGGUUCUUGCUCGUUCUGUCACUUUUUCCUCUUAAGAUUUGCUCUCUUUCUUUGAACAGAAUUGAUUUUUUUUUCCCUUAAAAUUACUUGAUUAUUUUAAAUGAAGUGCUUUAAGACUGGGUUUUGUUGAGCACUUAUUUUGUGAUUUUUUUUUUCAGUGUAAUUUUUCCAGUUUUUUCUUUAUGUUUUUCUUGUUUCAUGCUGUUUUGCCCUCUAUGGCGACAUGUAUUAUAACCUCAAUGAGGGAUUGUACAGUGUUAUCCUUUUGUUUUUCCUCGUCCUCCUCAUCAGAAUCGGACCUUUGCCACAUUUCACAACACCUGAAAUCUGUUUCAGUGCCGCUCUGGGACCAGCACCUCCCGGUCCUGGAAAAAGAGCAGGUCAGUUUCAGAUCUGCAGACAUUUCUCAGAGGCAGAGCUUCUGAAAUAAUCUCACUGGCUGAGCUAAACCUAAAGGGGCGGAGCCAAAUAACAUAGUACCUGUGUACACACUAGAGGGCAAUGUUGAAUUUACCAAAUCAGAAUAUGUAAUACACAAAACUAGCAUUUGUAUUUCCAGUUGCUGGACUUUUUAGCAAAGAUUCCAGCUAGCGUUGAUAGGCUAAAUCCCAAAUGUAAUUAGCAUUGCAAAACUUAGCAACUAACUCAUUGUCCUUGUAGUAAAAUCAGCUAAAAAAAAUACUUUAAUUCAGAUCUGAUAAGGACUAGUGGC